AUGGACUAUAGUCCUUCUGCUCAAAGUAACUCGCCACUCAAUAGAUCGGGAGCAUUCUACUUAGUAUUUAUAGACUCAUUAAAUGACAGAGUCAGGCUUGAUUAUGGGGACGUGGAACAAAGAAAUAUUUAAUUCUAGGAAACUAAGAUCCUAGAUUUCAUGAAUAUGGAGUUACAAACAUCAUAUUAAUAGAAAAGUACUUGUAAUACAGAGAAAAUAUCAUAGUACAUAGACAUAGAGAAUAUAAUUGAAAAUGCUUUCACUCCAAAUUCAUCGUAACUUUUUAGUCAUUAAUACUUGGGAAUCACUAAGUUCUAAUUUGACAAUGACGACAGCACCUAAAAUUACCAUUAAUUCAACUUCUAAAUCCUCAAUCAAGACCUUUCAUUCUAAAUUUUCAUCUAAGAAAAAGAUAUGAAAAUCAAGUGGAGCAUUCUUAAGGAUGGUGAACAAAUUAAACAUGUAUUUGAGCAUGAGGAGGUCUUCAUGAGGAAGUCAUUUUUCGAGAGGGAAUUUGCUCUUUUGAAUUGUACUAACUGA
Stylonychia lemnae is the source of this 540-nucleotide messenger RNA. Lineage: Eukaryota; Ciliophora; Spirotrichea; Sporadotrichida; Oxytrichidae. The record is from the annotation of a GenBank genome assembly.